GAAGAAUAAGUUCGUUUUGGACACGUUUUUCUGACACUGACACGCCUGUCUUUUCUUCGUGAGGGAGACGUUAUUGAGGGAUACAUACAUAGAGCCCUGCACAGAAACUCAGUAGAUUUCUAGAAGAAGACGUUCAUUUUGGACACGUUUUAGACGCUGGCGCUUGUCUUUUCGACGCUUGGAGACAUUUGAGGAAGGCCUGUCUUGCUUACAACAGUGAUCGCCAUGGGAUCCGGAGCGAGCAAGUCACGACCAGUUAUGGUCGACCAGGCCACUCAGACGGUUGCCAGUCCAACCCCACAAGAACGCCCUUUGGCCACCCAACCCGAAACACGAACACGUAGCAUGCCGUCAAUAAGGAGUAAUAAAGAGGAUUUUUACAAAGAUGACGUCCAAGGAAGUGUUCAAAUGAACUCUUCCAUUGAUAUGGAGCAGUCAUUGGCAUCAACACAACAGGCAUUCGACACCUCGGCAGAAUCUAUGCAACAGGUGUCCGUCGAGCAACGCGACCUGGUAGUGGCGCACCAUGCGGAACAUGAUAGUACUGCAGAUGAGUUGGCUGCGGAGGUUACGUCCGCCAAUGAUUCGCCUGAGGCCGAAGAAAACGAACUGACUCCUGAGAUCGAAGUGGUGUCAAGCCCAGUGGAACAAAGAAAACAGGAUCAGGUAGAAGUGGGAGAAAAUGAAGCAACCGUGCGUUUGGAGAAAGCGAUGGAAGGAAAGAGCGUCAGCCAGGAAGAAGUGAGGGAGCUCGAGGACGGACAGAUACAUUCAGCCUCCGACAAAAUGAACGCAGAAGAACCAAAAACAGACGCAACAAAGAUAGGAGAGAGUGAAUAUACGGAAGAAAUAGAAGACAGUGAAGCGAACGAGUCAAUCAACCAUUCGACCAGUUCUGGAGAAUCAGACUUGACCGGAAUGAAGGAAGUAGAAAAUGUUAACGCACACGAAGGAGAAAACGCUGCACAGAAUCAGUCAACCAAUAAUUCUGUUGCUACAGAUAACUUGGAAGCAGACGAAGAGAAAGAAGAAAAUAUUGUAAUUGCGGAGGAAUCGGAAGAUAAUGAACAGAAGGAGUGUAUCUUCCAUUUGACGAAUGCAGAAGAAUUGAUAAGCACAGACGGUGCACCCAACGAGCCUGCAGAACCCAGUCUAACCCAUGUUACUUACACUGACACCGAGAGAGACAAAAACGAACCGGACGGACAGAGUGAACAGGGAGAGGAACAAGCUAAACAUGAACCUACAACAUCCGCCGAAGGUGAAGUUAAAGAUCAACACACGGCUGCACAAGAGGAAAAUGAUGGGAAGCAUGACAACAACACUGUCAGAGAGGGAGCCGGCGUGGUAGCCACAGCACACAAACCAGAGGAUGAGCUUCAAGAUGACUACAUGGGCGAAAAACUGGACGACAUCCUUGAGGGACUUCUGAGGGAUACUGCAAUAGUUGACGACGAUAAAGGUAAGAAUAUCUACCAAAGGCUACACGUUGAACAGCCUACAAAGCAUCUGACGUUUUUAUGGUAGGGAGUGCUUUUGACAAAGAACCCGAUAUUAUCCGAUAGACAAGGGUGCUGUAAGUCAAGUUGAGUCAUGAU
Messenger RNA from Branchiostoma floridae (Florida lancelet), 1598 nucleotides. RefSeq names its product chromatin modification-related protein EAF7-like. Bases 226 to 1527 code for a protein of 433 amino acids. The transcript is spliced from 2 exons. Lineage: Eukaryota; Metazoa; Chordata; Leptocardii; Amphioxiformes; Branchiostomatidae. The record is from RefSeq and is a predicted model, not a curated record.